GUGACGAAAGCGCGUCUAGCUACGCUCCUCGGUGGCUUGGCAGUGCGCGCCCCGUUUCUUAGUUCCUCGCUGUCGCCAUGGCGGACGGCGAGCGUUCACCAUUACUCUCCGAUCUCGGCGAUGGAGCUGCCGGAAGCGGAAUUGGCGGCAUUUCUCCUGCAAGUCCGUUUUCGCAACCUAACAAACCGCAGAGUUUCCCACCAUUUCCAAGCACAUCUCAGCCCUCUGUGCUUUUGGGUGAGGAUCCUCCACCUUACUCACCCCUGACAUCACCUGAAAGUGGCAGUGCCCCUGUGAUCAGCUGCCGCGUGUGUCAGUCUCUUAUCAGUGUUGAGGGCAAGAUCCACCAGCACGUAGUCAAGUGUGGUGUGUGCAACGAAGCGACACCCAUAAAGAAUGCUCCAGCUGGGAAGAAAUAUGUGCGCUGUCCCUGUAACUGUCUGCUCAUCUGCAAGGUCACAUCUCAGCGCAUCGCUUGUCCACGUCCUUACUGUAAGAGGAUCAUUAAUUUGGGUCCAGUACACCCCGGGCCAGCUAGUCCAGACCCUCAGCCUACUGGGGCCCGAGUGUCAUGUGGCCACUGUAGCAACACCUUCUUGUGGACAGAGUUUACUGACAGGACACUGGCCCGAUGUCCCCACUGCAGAAAAGUUUCCUCAAUUGGCCAGACAUACCCGAGGAGGCGGAGUCUAUGGUGUUUCCUCCUCUGCUUGCUGUUCAGCAUCUUGGCUGCUGGACUGAUUGCAGGAACCUGGUCUAAGGCGCAAGUGUAUGGAGGGAUCUAUGCUGCUUGGGUGGUCAUGCUCCUACUGGUUAUGGUGACUCUGGCCAGAGCACUCUACUGGACCUGCCUACGGGUCAGCCAACCCCUGCAGAGCUUCCCAUAGAUAGAUAGAUAGAUAGAUAGAGAGAGAGAGAGAGAGAGAGAGAGAGAGAGAGAGAGAGAGAGAGAGAGAGAGAGGGAGAGGGGGUGAACAGGGAGACCGAGAGUAGGGACAGAGUCAGACUGGUGGUAAAUGUAGUAAAUUCUGGGAAAACUGCAAGGUAUGACAGAAAGCAUCAUGCCAUGUAAAAGAAUGUCUGAGAUGGAUGGAUGUCUGGAUUGAAGGAUUGGGCUGAAAAUAGUUAUUUGUUUUUAAGUUAAUAUUUAUUUAGCUGAACAUUGGAUCCAGUGGUUUUACGGAUGACUGUGUGCAAACCUACUGACACCAUCCAGACACCAAAUUCCAGUGGCCCUGAAUAUUUUAAUCUUGCACAUAACACAUACUCAUAUCGAAGACUCUAACACUGUGUCAUUGAUGUUGGUAGGAGUCUAGCAGAUUAUUUGGCACAGUUGAGACACUAUCUGACCGACACAUACCCUCAUGCGUAUACUCCAUGGACUGUGUUUGAAGGUAUAACUGGAAAUUUGCCUCAACAUGAGAGCACCAGAGGUGUCGACUAGAGUUUAGUCUUGACUGAUUAGUUGUGUUUUUACGUAAUGUACAGUCAUAAAUGUUAGAAUCAGUGCAUUUGUGAAUGUCUAUCAGUGCCUCUGCAGUCCUAACAGCAUGAGGCUUUAGAGAGCGAGCGAGAUGGAGACAGAGAGAGACUGCUGUGUCCUUCACAGAGGGGCUCUGCUUCAACACACCCAUCCACACAUACCUCCAUUCUCAGUCCAUAUGACCUUAUAAUCACAUACUUCUAAUCUGUGAUUAAACAUGGGUAUAAUUAUAUCUUGUGAUAUUAAAUUAGUUAGCAUUAAUCCAAAAAUUGCCAUAUCUUAUGACAUUUUAGGACCUAAUAACUACCAUAAUUGAGAUUGAGAAUUCAGGGCAAAAGUCCCACAGUGCUUGUUAAUUUGUAUUCACAUGCUUUCCAGACAUGGUACAAAAAUUCAGUCACCAAUGUUUUAUGUGCUUUCACUUCAGGUCUAUGUGAAACAAUUAACAGCAUAAUAUAGUCAGUAAGCAUGAUUGUUAUACUGCUAAUAAAUUUCAUAUAAGAAUUGCACACAUGCACAUACAGAAUCUUGUCACCAACAUACUAAAUUCUAUAAGUUCAUGCAAUUUUAGUAAUGCUUUCACACAGUACAAAACCUCCACAUGCUUAAAAAAAAUCCCAUUUUAUGAUUGACAUUUACACACCUGGAUGAAUAGUUUUACAUUCCCAGUUUGUCUUUUCUGUACACACAAGUAUUUUUUUUUUGUUAUUCUUUUUUUUUCUUAAUUUAUUAAUAUUUAUUAUUUUAAUGACCAUGCCAUUGCACUAAGAGGAAAUCACAUUUCCUUGAAAACACUACAGCAUUUUUUAUGUUGGUGUUCAUGUACUAACCAUGUGAAUAAUUAUUGUAAUCUAUACAACCCUGACUUGGACUACAAUGCUUAAAGCAUUCUCUUAUUAUUUAUGAUCUGAAGGAUGGUGUUGAAGUCUAUAUUACAUGACAUUUGUAGUGUCAUUAACUUGAAUAUGAUACAGCUGUUGUUAUAUGAAAUGUGCUAAUCACUUGUAUGUUUUUGUUAAAGCUCAGUUUAGGAUUUAGGCACCUCUUCUUAAUUUUUUUUAAUUUAAAAACCCUUGCAGAAUGUUUUGCUGUUCCUUAAUUUCCCCUUGUUUUAGUGUACCAUGAGUGCCUAAAUAUGGAGAGUACUUUAUGUAGGUAGGCCACAUUUUUCCCCUCAAUGUUUUUUACUCUUAAAUCUAGCAGGUUUCAGGAUCUCUAUAGCGUCAGUCCAUCUCAAAUGGUCCAAUAAUUGCAAGGGUGGCUGCUUGAGCAUUUUUAACUUUAAAAAAAAAGGGGGGGGUUUCCUUUUUAUUUUUUUUUUAAAAAGUUUUUAAAAAAAUAAAAUAAAAUAAUUUUUUACUUGGUUUAACUAUAACCGCCAUCUUUGUAUCAUAGCACACAACAAAUUUUGGUUUUACAGCUGUUUAUGGAAACCUCAGUAUCUCAGCUCAGCAUGGGCCUAGCUCCUUGGAACAAAAAAUUAUCUCUAGUGCACAUUACAAGGUACAUGUGUGUGUAUACAGUAUCUCACAAAAGUGAGUACACCCCUCACAUUUUUGUAAAUAUUUGAUUAUAUCUUUUAAUGUGACAACACUGAAGAAAUGACACUUUGCUACAAUGUAAAGUAGGGAGUGUACAGGUUGUGGAACAGCGUAAAUUUGCUGUCCCCUCAAAAUAACUCAACACACAGCCAUUAAUGUCUAAACCGCUGGCAACAAAAGUGAGUACACCCCUAAGUGAAAAUGUCCAAAUUGGGCACAAAGUGUCAAUAUUUUGUGUGGCCACCAUUAUUUUCCAGUACUGCCUUAACCCUCUUGGGCAUGGAGUUCACCAGCACUUCACAGGAUGCCACUGGAUUCCUCUUCCACUCCUCCAUGACUACAUCACCGAGCUGGUGGAUGUUAGAGACCUUGUGCUCCUUCACCUUCCGUUUGAGGAUGCCCCACAGAUGCUCAAUAGGGUUUAGUCCAUCACCUUCACCCUCAGCUUCUUUAGAAAGGCAAUGGUCGUCUUGGAGGUGUGUUUGGGGUCGUUAUCAUGCUGUAAUACUGCCCUGUGGCCCAGUCUCUGAAGGGAGGGGAUCAUGCUCUGCUUCAGUAUGUCACAGUACAUGUUGGCAUUCAUGGUCCCCUCAAUGAACUGUAGCUCCCCAGUGCCGGCAGCACUCAUGCAGCCCCAGACCAUGACACUACCACCAUGCUUGACUGUAGGCAAGACACACUUGUCUUUGUACUCCUCACCUGGUUGCCGCCAUACACACUUGACACCAUCUGAACCAAAUACGUUUAUCUUGGUCUCAUCAGACCACAGGACAUGGUUCCAGUAAUCCAUGUCCUUAGACUGCUUGUCUUCAGUAAGCUGUUUGCGGGCUUUCUUGUGCAUCAUCUUUAGAAGAGGCUUCCUUCUGGGAAGACAGCCAUGCAGACCAGUUUGAUGCAGUGUGCGGCGUAUGGUCUGAGCACUGACAGGCUGACCCCCCCACCCCUUCAACCUCUGCAGCAAUGCUGACAGCACUCAUAUGUCUAUUUCCCAAAGACAAGCUCUGGAUAUGACUCUGAGCACGUGCAUUCAACUUCUUUGGUCGACCAUGGCAAGGCCUGUUCUGAGUGGAACCUGUCCUGUUAAACCGCUGUAUGGUCUUGGCCACCGUGCUGCAGCUCAGUGCCAGGGUCUUGGCAGUCUUCUUAGCCUAGGCCAUCUUUAUGUAGAGCAACAAUUCUUUUUUCAGAUUCUCAGAGUGUUCUUUGCCAUGAGGUGCCAUGUUGAACUUCCAGUGACCAGUAUGAGGGAAUGUGAGAACAAUGACACCAAAUUUAACCCACCUGCUCCCCAUUCACACCUGAGGCCUUGUAACACUAGCAAGUCACAUGACACCGUGGAGAGAAAAUGGUUAAUUGGGCCCAAUUUGGACAUUUUCACUUAGGGGUGUACUCACUUUUGUUGCCAACGGUUUAGACAUUAAUGGUUGUGCGUUGAGUUAUUUUGAGGGGACAAAAAAAUUUAUACUGUUAUACAAGCUGUAAACUCACUACUUUACAUUGUAGCAAAGUGUCAU
This is a messenger RNA of Ictalurus punctatus (channel catfish), 4538 nucleotides long. It is a transcript of the gene pip4p1a, whose product is annotated as phosphatidylinositol-4,5-bisphosphate 4-phosphatase 1a. The record is from RefSeq and is a predicted model, not a curated record. Gene Ontology annotation, biological process: phosphatidylinositol dephosphorylation. The coding region runs from base 78 to 887 and encodes 269 amino acids. Lineage: Eukaryota; Metazoa; Chordata; Actinopteri; Siluriformes; Ictaluridae. Gene Ontology annotation, cellular component: phagocytic vesicle membrane; lysosomal membrane; late endosome membrane. Gene Ontology annotation, molecular function: phosphatidylinositol-4,5-bisphosphate 4-phosphatase activity. The transcript is spliced from 7 exons.